Molecule: messenger RNA, 1005 nt
Organism: Zingiber officinale
Lineage: Eukaryota; Viridiplantae; Streptophyta; Magnoliopsida; Zingiberales; Zingiberaceae
Product: zinc finger MYM-type protein 1-like
Exons: 3
Source: RefSeq, a predicted model, not a curated record
AAAGAACAUGAAAAUUCUAUUGAACAUAUAACUAAUAUGAACUCUUGGAAAGAAUUAAAAAUGAGAUUAGAUAAAAAUGAAACAAUUGAUAAAGAUCUACAACGAGAAAUCUCUAAAGAAAAAGAGCGAUCUAAUGAGAAACUAUAUCAAGAAAGUAAUGGAAACUUUUUAGGAUUGAUUGAAAUGAUUGCUGAAUUUGACGUUGUGAUGCAAGAUCAUAUUAGACGCAUUCAAAAUCAUGAAAUUCAUCAUCAUUAUCUUGGUCAUAAAAUUCAGAAUGAGUUGAUUUCUCUUUUAGCUGAAAAAUCACUUGAUCUUAGUAUUGAAAAUAUUAGAGGUCAAGGUUACGAUAAUAGUUCUAAUAUGAAAGGAAAACACCAAGGAGUUCAAAAAAGGUUGCUUGAAAUAAAUCCAAGAGCGUUAUACAUGUCAUGUGCUUGUCAUAGUCUUAAUUUGACUCUUAGUGAUAUGACACAUUCUUGUGUUAAAGCUGUUUCUUUUUUUGGAGUAGUCCAACGCAUAUACAUAUUGUUUUCAAGUUCUCCUAAAAGAUGGAAAGUUUUACUUGAUAAUGUGAAAGGAUUAAUUGUCAAAUCUUUUUCAAACACACGUUGGGAAAGUCGUAUUAAAAGUGUUCAAGCUAUUAGAUUUCAGGCUCUUGAAGUGCGAAGUACUUUAUUAGAGUUAUAUAACAUUUGUGAUGAUGCAAAGUCUAAGAGUGAAGCUGAAAGUAUAAUUAACUCAAUUGAAAGUUUUGAAUUUUUACUUGGUAUAGUUAUUUGGUAUGACAUUUUAUUUGCUAUAAACAUGAUAAGUAAGAAGUUACAAUCAAAAUCUAUGUGCAUUGAUUCUGCUAUGAAACAAUUAGAUGGUGUAAUAUCAUAUUUUGAAAAAUAUAGGAAUGAUGGUUUUGCAACAAGUUUGACUAUUGCUAAAAGUCUUGCAUCUAAUAUGAAUAUAGAGCCAAUAUUUUCAAUGAAACGUCGUAUUUUUAGAAAAAAAUAA